AUGGCUGGAGGAGGUAUCGUCUCAACCAGUCCUCCUGGAGCAAAGAACUAUGAAGGAAACCUCACAUUCAGGAUUUUCAUAACAUGUAUAAUAGCUGCAUUUGGAGGUCUAAUAUUUGGCUAUGAUCUUGGUAUAUCAGGUGGUGUGACUUCUAUGGAUCCUUUUCUAAAGAAAUUCUUCCCAAAAGUGUAUGAAAAGGAGAAUAAUCUGAAGCCCUCUGAUAACCAAUACUGCAAAUUUGACAGUCAGACAUUGACGUUGUUCACGUCGUCUUUGUAUUUGGCUGCACUUGUUGUGUCAGUUUUAGCCUCCACUGUCACUAGACUCUUCGGAAGGCGUAUCACCAUGAUCUCUGGGGGUUUGCUUUUUCUUGCGGGUGCUGCAUUGAAUGGUUUUGCUGAACAUGUUUGGAUGCUCAUUGUUGGUCGCAUUUUGCUUGGUUUUGGAAUUGGAUGUGCUAAUCAGUCUGUGCCAAUCUAUGUGUCCGAAGUAGCUCCUUACAAAUACAGAGGAGCUCUUAAUAUGAUGUUCCAAUUGGCAAUUACCAUUGGCAUCUUCGUGGCCAAUGUUCUCAACAACGUUUUUGCCAAAAUGGAGAAUGGAGAAGGGUGGCGUUACAGUUUAGGUUUUGCAGCAGUGCCUGCGAUCAUGAUCAUUAUUGGUGCAAUAUUUCUUCAAGAUUCACCCAGCUCUUUGAUUGAACGUGGUUUUGGUGAAAAGGCUAAGGAAGAACUUAUCAAGAUUCGAGGAACUACAGAUAUUGACCAAGAGUUUGAAGAUCUUGUAGCAGCAAGCGAAUCUUCAAAAGCAGUGAAACACCCUUGGGCCUCUUUAUUAAAGAGACAAUAUAGGCCUCAACUCACAUUUGCCUUGGCCAUUCCUUUCUUCCAACAACUUACUGGCAUGAAUGUGAUCGUGUUUUAUGCUCCUAUUUUGUUUAAAACCAUUGGUAUCAGAGCCAAAGACUAA
Sphenostylis stenocarpa is the source of this 969-nucleotide messenger RNA. NCBI's taxonomy places the organism in Eukaryota, Viridiplantae, Streptophyta, Magnoliopsida, Fabales, Fabaceae. The record is from the annotation of a GenBank genome assembly.